GAGACUUCACCUCCCCAAAUGAUCAUUAUCCAAAUCCAACCACAAGAUAUUUGUAAUGGGGGAAGAUCCCUACAGAAAGAUAGAGAGAGAGUGUGUGGGGGAGGAGAGAGCGCCAUCUCUCAUCCUUGUAAAGAGAAUGGCAGCAUCGUCGUCAUCAUCCAUUCUGCAUUCUCCCUUCCUCAAGCCCACAAACGGACCCCAAAUCCGACCACCCAUCCAGAUACCCAUCAGCUCCAAGAGCUUCUACUUGCCAGCGACCCUCUGCUCAUCAUCAUCUUCAUCUUAUCAUCAGGAACAGGAGCAUACAGGAGGAAGAGGGAGAUCGUCAUGGCCCAAUACGCAGGCGAACACCACCCUGGAUAUGGUGAAGGACCGACAGGGAGUGUGGUCGGUAAGGCAGAAGAAGGUGGUGGUGCUGUGGGACCUUGACAACAAGCCACCCAAGGGGCCGCCCUACCAGGCCGCGAUGGCGCUUCGGUCGUUCGCCGGCCGCUUCGGCGAGGUCGUGGACGUGUCGGCCUAUGCGAACCGUCACGCCUUCAUCCACCUGCCGCGGUGGGUGAUGGAGCAUCGGCGGGACCGCCGCGCCCUGGAUGUCCUUGAGCGCAAGGGUCUCGUCGUCCCCGACGAGCCCUACGUCUGCAGCGUCUGCGGCCGCAAGUGUCGCACCAACCUCGACCUGCGCCGCCAUUUCAAGCAGCUGCACGAGCGUGAGCGUCAGAAGAAGCUUGCCCGUAUGCGCUCCCUCAAGGGCAAGAAGCGGCAGCGCUACCGCGACCGCUACGUCUCCGGCAACAGCAAGUACGAGGAGGCCGCGCGCGAGAUUCUCACACCUAAGGUCGGGUACGGCCUCGCUGGCGAGCUCCGGCGGGCCGGCGUGUUCGUCAAGACCGUGGAGGACAAGCCGCAGGCGGCCGACUGGGCGCUGAAGCGCCAGAUGCAGCAUGUGAUGAACAGGGGAAUAGAUUCCCUCUUGUUGGUGUCCGACGAUUCGGACUUCGGGGAGAUGCUCCGGCGGGCGAGGGCAAGCGACCUGCAGACGGUGGUGGUGGGCGACGGGCAGGCGCUAAGAAGGCACGCCGACGUUUGGGUGUCGUGGAACGCCCUUGAAUUUGGUGAAUUGGAUUCCGCCGUCGACAAUGCGUUCUUCACCGGCGGUGCAGAGGAGAACGCCUCGCGUAUGUUCUCAACUUCGUUUCUGGAUGAAGAAUACGAGUUUGAUGAUGAUCGGGAUGAUGAAGAAGAUGAUAAUUAUCAUUUUGGUGGCCUGAGCAUUUCAGUUUUCUCAGAAGGGGAGGAUAUUCUGUACUUGAGCAGCGAAGAAGAUGAAGGUGGGGAGGAUGUUGAAUUCUUCAUCUAAGAGUGCAGGAAGGCAAAAACUGUAUCCAUGAAAUGGGUGGUGCUUCUUGUUUGUUUGAGACUUCAAACAAGACGGCUGUUGGAGAUUCAAAAGAAGAUACAUUUCGCUCGAUUUUGUUGGUUAUAACUAACAUAUUGCAUCGAAUUCUUCGUCCAAGUAAGAUUUGGAUGCAGUUCAGGCAGAGGCAUCUUUAGAAACAAGCUUCGUAAAUGGUGUUGUCGAAUUCUUCGUCCAAGUAAGAUUUGGAUGCAGUUCAGGCAGAGGCAUCUUUAGAAACAAGCUUCGUAAAUGGUGUUGUCGAAUUCUUCGUCCAAGUAAGAUUUGGUUGCAGUUCAGGCAGAGGCAUCUUUAGAAACAAGCUUCGUAAAUGGUGUUGCGCACUUCUUAGUGCUUACGCCCGACUAGAGCCUGAAUCGUAUUUCUCAGGCUCUGGCCAAAGGAUCUUGCCGUCGCUUGUGGAUUUGUGCUAAAGUGAAAGGCUACAUCAACUGAGCAGUUUCGUUUCAAUGCUUUUUCUGAUCAUUAAUCAGACCCUAAAUUUGCUUUAUGUUGGUGAAUGCGCAUUUGCAACAUCUUAUGAAUGAAUUGCCCAAAUGCUUCUCAAUAAAAUGUAAUCCAGACAAAGCGGAUUGGGAGACUCCCAACAGUUGAAAGUACCUUUCUUGUUUGUUUUUGUGUAAUUUGCUUAAGAUGUGAAAACUCAAAAUCAGUGUCAUUAAAUCUAGGCAUGUUAAACCGUCGAUCGAGCCUCAGUAAGGAAUGGACUAUUGUCAUUUGAAGAGGAAGACUUCCUUGUAGUCGGUCAUUAACUGAAGCUGAUCAAGUUAAUGGAAAUCCUUUGGAGUAGUAGGGAACC
Molecule: messenger RNA, 2216 nt
Organism: Nymphaea colorata (pocket water lily)
Lineage: Eukaryota; Viridiplantae; Streptophyta; Magnoliopsida; Nymphaeales; Nymphaeaceae
Exons: 1
Coding region: 56-1360 (434 amino acids)
Source: RefSeq, a predicted model, not a curated record